UAUGGAUCCUGCUAGGUGUAUAUAUAAUGAUGAUGUGCCGAAAUCUUUAGUAGAUGUUAGGAAAUACGUACAAGAAAAGUUGAUGUCGCAAAACAAAGUUUGCUACUUACUACCACUUGUUCAUGCAGAACAUUGGCAAUUAUUUGUCUUGUGUCCAAGAGAGAAUACUGUGGUCUUCUUUUGUUCACUUAAUUGGGAUGUUGAUAAAAACACGAAGAAAAUUAUUUCAACUGCUUUUGAGGUUCAUCAAAUUUCAAAUGGCAAUAGAAAAAAGGCUAUUACAUGGCUUAAGCCCGAUUCAAGGAAACAACAUAACAAUACUGAUUGUGGAUACUAUGUGAUGAAAAAUAUGUUGGAUAUUGUCUCUGCCAAUAUAACUGAAUCUUGGAUGCAGGUAUUUAAUGAUCCUACAGAAUUGACACAAGAAGAUUUGUAUGAUUUGCGACUCCGUUGGGCAAAAUGUUUCUUUGAGUUAUAUAAAGGAUAACUUUAUGUUUCUCGUGGAUGCGUGUUGGUUUUUCAAGUGCGCGAAAGUACUUUAUGUUUCUUUGAGAUAAUUAUCUUGUAGUAGAAA
This is a messenger RNA of Vicia villosa (hairy vetch), 574 nucleotides long. RefSeq lists its product as uncharacterized. NCBI's taxonomy places the organism in Eukaryota, Viridiplantae, Streptophyta, Magnoliopsida, Fabales, Fabaceae. The transcript is spliced from 5 exons. Gene Ontology annotation, molecular function: cysteine-type peptidase activity. The record is from RefSeq and is a predicted model, not a curated record. Gene Ontology annotation, biological process: proteolysis. Bases 2 to 487 code for a protein of 161 amino acids.